Molecule: messenger RNA, 317 nt
Organism: Cryptotermes secundus
Lineage: Eukaryota; Metazoa; Arthropoda; Insecta; Blattodea; Kalotermitidae
Product: odorant receptor coreceptor-like
Exons: 3
Coding region: 30-317 (95 amino acids)
Biological process (GO): detection of chemical stimulus involved in sensory perception of smell; sensory perception of smell
Cellular component (GO): plasma membrane
Molecular function (GO): olfactory receptor activity; odorant binding
Source: RefSeq, a predicted model, not a curated record
UAGCGCAAAUUCUCUACAUAUAUGCACUGAUGAUAAGUUACGUUUGUCUGUUCUGCACACUUGGAACGGAACUCACGCUGCAGGCUGAAAUGGUGAGAGACGCUGCCUGGGGGUGCAACUGGGUGGGAACUCCUGUCCCAUUUCAGCGCAGUCUGGCCUUCAUCAUCGCCACAGCCAACAAGGAGUUCACACUCACAGCCGGGAAAUUUGUUCCCGUGUCCAACUCGACCAUGAUGAGUAUAGUGAACCAGUCAGUCUCCCUCUUCAUGUUUCUACUCACCAUGAAGGACAAGAGUGAAGAAACUGUCACGGAGUAG